Messenger RNA from Lytechinus variegatus (green sea urchin), 1826 nucleotides. Its product is annotated as beta-1,3-galactosyltransferase 5-like. Gene Ontology annotation, molecular function: hexosyltransferase activity. The record is from RefSeq and is a predicted model, not a curated record. Gene Ontology annotation, cellular component: membrane. The transcript has a single exon. The coding region runs from base 284 to 1345 and encodes 353 amino acids. Lineage: Eukaryota; Metazoa; Echinodermata; Echinoidea; Temnopleuroida; Toxopneustidae.
UCGAUCCCAUCUCUCAUUGCCUGAAAGGAUGUACAUUUGACAUGCAUGUUGUCAUUAUAGGCCUCGCCUGCAAACAUUUUAAAUGAGAUUUUUUUAAUUAGAGCAUUUCCAACAUGCCUACAUAUAUUUACGCCACACGUUUGAUUGAUUGGAUCGUGAUCGUAAAAUUGGAUUGCUGACACAAUAUUCUUCCGUUCAAUAUUUCCAUCUACAUCUUCUCCUGUAUGGUGCUCAGGUUGUUUACUGCGUUGUAUUUGAGGUAAAAUAAACUGGAACUCUGAACAUGAUGGGUGGAAAGACACCUGAAACAUUGAUAUUCAUUGUGUUGAUGGUUUACAGCAUUAUUCAAUUAAUGGUGUACAAUGGCAAACUGCAGAUUCACCUCGUCACGAAGAGAUACCAUGUCCCAAAAAGAAUGAAUCCGACAGGGGGUCCGAUGCGAAACAUAACAGAACCAGGACUUCUGGAGCAACCGACUACUUCCGUCCCAUUGCUCGGGUGGCGGAAAACUGUAAGUUGGAAACCAGGAUCGAAGCUAGAUAUAUAUGACUAUCUGAUCAAUCCUGUGGACAAGUGCAGGGCUGGGAAGGAUAAUAUCACUUUACUUGUCUUAAUCAAAUCCGCACCGGGAAACGGACACCUAAGAGAUGCUGCAAGGCAAACGUACAUAAGAGGAGCGGCGGAAGAGAAGUCUUCAGCCAGAAUCGUGUUCAUCAUAGGCGAAUCUGAAUCAGAGGGCGUGACGGAGAAUAUUCAAAAGGAGUCUGAAACACACGGGGAUAUCCUAAGCGUAGGCUUCCAUGAUAAUUACUACAACCUUACCAUCAAACUUAUUAUGGGGUUUAAAUGGGUACUCGAAUUUUGCGGCAACACUGGGUUCUUGUUGACGACGGAUGACGAUGUCGUAGUUGAUGUCCCGACCCUGGUCAAAGACCUCGACGCUAUACCGCCAAAGGACCGCUCUCGGUUCGUUCUUGGAAAAAGGGCAGAGGAUUAUAAACCUUGCCGCAACCACACUGGUGCUUCGGCUAAAUGGUAUGUACCGAAGGAAUUGUACUCAAACGAGACAUAUCCUACAUUUCCAUUGGGACAUGGGUAUGUUAUGUCACAUGAUGUUGUUGAGAAGCUUGUUCAAGUUUCCAGAGAAACCCCGACAAGGAUACCCUUUGACGACGUUUAUUGUGGUAUACUGUUGAAUAAGUUGGCCAUCGGAAUUCUUCACCGACCGCAGUGGUUUCGACGGCACCAUCCAAAAAGUCGAGAGAGGGAUUACUUAAGGAUUGAAGUGCCAGCGAAAGGAAUGAAAAAUGCUUGGAAAAGGUUUAGAAUUAACCACCGACAUUGAUUUUUUUUGUAAUUUAUACUGAACAGAAUUAAAGAAUCUACUCAAUUUGAUAUUAAAUGGUAUUUAUUCAACAAGAGCAUACAUAAUUGAAAGAUAGAAUUCUUGUUCCUCAUUCGUAUUUCAAAUAUUCAUUAAAAUUAUGUCAGUGAAAAAUAAAAGACGUGAAUUAAAAUGAUCACAUGUACAUGAUGUCACUGACAGUCUCGCUUGCAUUACUCUUCAUAGAAACAGUAUUGAGUUAUGAAGUAUUAUUUUUCAUAAAAGGAGAAGAAGAAACAUGUCUGUUGAACUCAAAUGGUCUUUGUUCUUGACGGAGAAACUUAUUAUUAAUGUCACAUUGUAAUGUCAAAUAACUUUACCAUGUUCAUUACAAGUGUCAUUUAAUUUGAUUGAAUUUUUAAAAUAAUUAACAAAUUGUCAAUGCUUAUCAAAGAUAGUUGAUCUCCAUGAGCUUUGACGUUGACCCAACAGUAGCCUUGAA